Molecule: messenger RNA, 405 nt
Organism: Telopea speciosissima
Lineage: Eukaryota; Viridiplantae; Streptophyta; Magnoliopsida; Proteales; Proteaceae
Exons: 1
Coding region: 1-405 (134 amino acids)
Source: RefSeq, a predicted model, not a curated record
AUGAUUCCAAUUGUUGAGCGAUUUCAAAAGCUCAAACCUCGCACCUUCGCCAGACUCAUCGAUGAUUUGCUCCUCCCCUCUAAGUGGGUCCAACAAAUGGAAAAGAUUUUUGAUUUCCUUGGCUGCACAGAAGAACAAAGGAUAGCUUGUGCUGGUUUUCAACUAGAGGGCGAUGCUGAGGCUUGGUGGAAGAGUACUCGACCCAACCUCAUGGCUCUUCAUCCCAACCUCACUUGGGACCAAUUCAAGACUGCCUUCUAUGAGAACUAUUUCCCUAGGAACUUCUGGGAAAAGAAGGAAGCAGAGUUUAUGUCACUCGUUCAGGGGUCGAGGUCGGUACUAGAGUACCAACAGAAAUAUGAGGAAUUACACCACUUUGCUCCUCCUUAUCUUAGAGAUGACUAG